Molecule: messenger RNA, 1362 nt
Organism: Gadus chalcogrammus (walleye pollock)
Lineage: Eukaryota; Metazoa; Chordata; Actinopteri; Gadiformes; Gadidae
Product: basic proline-rich protein-like
Exons: 3
Source: RefSeq, a predicted model, not a curated record
CUUCCACCUCCAACACCACCUCCACCUGGACCACCUCCACCACCUCAACCACCUCAACUACCUCGAACUCAACCACCACCACCACGUUCUCCAUCACUUCCACCUCCACCACCUCCAGCUCCACUACCACCACUACCACCACCACUACCACCACCACUACCACCACCACCACCACCACCACCAACACCUCUAACUCCACCUCUAACUCCACCUCUAACUCCACCACCACCACCGCCACCUCCACCACCACCACCAACACCUCUAAGUCCACUUCCACCAAAACCUCCAAAUCCACCACCACCUCGACCACCACCACCACCUCGACCACCACCACCACCACCACCUCGACCACCACCACCACCACCACCUCCAGCAACAACUCCAACUCCAACUUCAUCUCCACUGCUACCACCACCUCCGCAACCACCUCCUCCACCCUCAUCCCCACCUCCAACACCACCACCACCACCACCACCGAUACCACCACCUCCACCAUCACCACCUCCUCCUCCAGCUCCUCCUCCACCACCACCACCUCAAACUCCACCACCACCACCACCGAUACCACCUCCUCCACCACCUCCACCAUCUCCACCACCUCCUCCAGCUCCACCACAACCUCCACCACCUCGAACUCCACCACCUCCACCACCUCCAACUCCACCACCAUCUCCACCACCACCUCUACCACCUCCAACUCCACCACCACCAGCAGCACCACCACAUCCUAAACCACCACCACCUCCUCCAUCCCCUCCAACUCCACCUCCACCACCAGAUUCUCCAUCACCUCCAACUCCACCACCUCCAACUCCACCACUACCAGCACCAGCAGCACCACCUCCACCACCUCCAACUCCACCCCCAUCAGCACCACCAGCACCUCCAACUCCACCACCACCUCCACCACCUCCAACUCCACCACCAACACCAUCAUCACCUCCUCCUACACCUCCAACACCUUCAACUCUACCUCAAACACCUCCAACUCCACCACCACCAUCACCAACACCACUAUCACCUCCUCCACCCCCUUCAACACCUUCAACUCUACCUCCACCGCUACCACCACCUCCUCCACCAUCACCAACACCUCCACUAACUCCAGGACCAUCACCCCCACCUCCAACUCCACCACCCCCACAACCAUCAACAGUUCAGCCCUGCUCAGCGGCCCCAUGUGGGCCUCACGCCACUGGGCUCCAGCUCUUCAGGUUCCUGGAGCCUGGCACCUCCCAGAGAAGCAGCAUCAAGCGCUCCUUCAACCUCUUCCACAGCACUUCCCAGAGAAGCAGCAUCAUCAAGUGUGCCUCUCCCAUCCAAUUCAGCACACAAAGAAUCAGGAAAGGCUUCACCAAUUGA